AUGGCGACCUUCGAUCUACCUGCUCGUCUGUACUGUCUAGCGGCAGGCGUUCUUCUUACCGUGGUCGCGACGGUCAGAUACUUCCGUCGAUUCUCACUCAAGGACAUACGCGGCCCGAGCCGCUCGUCUUUCUGGACAGGCAACAUCGGGGACUUCAGAUAUCAACCCGAGGUCGGUGACGUUGAGUUCCAAUGGCUUAAGGAGUAUGGCGGUGUUUGGAAGCUACACGAACCACUCUGUGGCGAACGGCUAGUGCUCGCCGAUCCCAAGGCGCUGCAAUACGUUCUUCAGACGUCUGGUUACAGAUUCCCCAAGAAUGCAGCAGCUCAGGGAGAACUUCACAUGGUCUUUGGCGACGGUAUCCUCUGGGUCCAGGGUAACCAGCACCAACGACAUAGGAAGAUCAUGAACCCUGCCUUCUCGGUCCCACAACUCAAGUCUUUCCUUCCGGUCUUUCUUCGCUACGCAGAGAAGCUUGUGCAAAAGUGGAAGGAAGAGGAGGUUACGCCGGGUAGCGGGGCUGUCGAACCCGUAGUUGACGUCUACACGUGGCUCUCUCGCACAACGCUCGAUGUCAUCGGGGAAACGGGCUUUGGUUUUGAAUUCGGUGCCCUGGAUCGGAAGGGGAGCGACCUCUCUCACGCGUACGAGGGACUCUUCCUUGAAGGCAAUCUCUACCCGGCUCGUUGGUUCUUGGUCUUCCAGUCCCUCUGGAGAUACAUCCCGCCGUCAAUCUUGUGGUACAUGCGUUACAUGCCCACGCGCGAGGCCCGUCGCUUCCGCACGUACCUGGACUACAUUCGAAAGUUCGGUCGUGAGCUUGUCUCCCAGGCUCAGGUCGACAACGAGGUUGCGGCAAAGGACGUCAUGAGCGUCCUAUUGCGCGCCAAUGGAGCCGAGGAUGAAGCUCUCAAGCUGAGCGAUGGCGAACUCUAUGAUCAGAUAUCGAACAUCAUCCUCGCUGGCCACGAUACCACGUCCUCGUCCUUGACGUUUUGGUUAUGGGAGCUUGCGCGUCAUCCCGACUGGCAGACGCGCGUGCGCGACGAAGUCCGUGAAGUACGCCGCAAGCUGGCCGAUCGCGGCGAUGCCGGAUUCACCCUAGCCGAUCUCGAGGGCAUGUCGGUCAUGCAUGCGACGCUGAAGGAGGCGAUGCGCCUGCACCCCAUUGUUCCGUGGCUUGAACGCAAGGCCGCGCAGGACGACGUGCUUCCGCUCGCCCACCCGAUCAUGACCAAGUCCGGGAAGAUGAUAUCGUCCAUCCCAAUCAGCAAAGGACAAGAGGUCUACAUCAGCAUGGCCGCAUAUAAUCGCAACCCUGAAGUAUGGGGCGCGGAUGCUCAUGAAUUCAAUCCUGACCGCUUCAUGAACUUCAACAAGUCCGAGAUGACUCCUGUUGGCCUCUAUGCGAACUUGCUCAACUUCUCUGCUGGGGUCCGUGGCUGCAUAGGCUGGCGCUUCGCAGUGAUUGAGAUGCAGGCGAUCGCUGCGACGCUCAUUGAGAGCUACGAGUUUGCGCUUCCACCGCAGACGAAGGACAAUACCAUCAAGCGUAUGCCGACCGUGAUCAUGGCCCCCGCGACGGAGGCUCACCCGACGGGCUGGUUGGGCUUGAAGGUCAAGUACUGUGGAGAUAUGUGA
Messenger RNA from Peniophora sp. CBMAI 1063, 1641 nucleotides. The record is from the annotation of a GenBank genome assembly. NCBI's taxonomy places the organism in Eukaryota, Fungi, Basidiomycota, Agaricomycetes, Russulales, Peniophoraceae.